AUGAUGAAUUUUACCAUAAAUGUUAAAAUGGAUCAAAUAAGCGAUAUUCAGAACCAGCAGCGUUCUAGAGAUAUUUUAUAUUCAGAACCAAAAAUUACAGAAACUAUUUUAACAAGCAGUCAAUUUGAAAGACGUCCAAAUUGGUGGAGAGGAAGUGAUUCCGAAAAUAUUUUGGACCCAUGCUUUAAAAAACCUAUUUACACAGGUAAAUCCAAAUUUAAUUUUCUCCCAACAUUUUUAAAAGAUAAUAUUAAAUGGUUUAAACAUAGAAUUUUAUCAAAUAUUAAUCAUGAAAAUGAUUAUAGAUGUAAUGAAUAUGAAAAAAAGACUAUGAUAGAAUAUGGCAAACAACUAAAAAUGACACAGAAACAAGAAUAUUCACAAUAUAAAUACAUUUCUCCAUAUUCUGAAUAUCUAUUAGAAAGAUUGAAGUGGAAAAUUGCACUCCGAAUUUAUUAUACAUUAGAUCCUAAUGACAAAGGAUAUAUUGAAUUAGAGCACUCCAAGAAAUUAUUAUUUGAAAUGCUCAAAGUAGAUACAGAAAAGGCACAAUCACUCCUUUUAUUACUCGAAACUAUUAAACCAUUCUAUGCAAAGGACGGAUGCAUUGAAAAAAAUGAUAUAAUAAGUUACUUGUCAAGAGAAAUUUUUGAUGAUACAAGAGGGUAUGGUCUUUUUUCAAAACUUAAUAACAUAUUUAAGAAUCCAAUUAGUAGGUCAAAAAGGCAGAAUGAUUAUUACUUCAGUAAUAAUUUUCAAGAAUUUAGUAUACUAAAAAAAAAUGAAAAAAUUUGUUUUUCUUCAGACCCCAGCUUAAUUAAAAUAAAUCAAGUGAAUUUUGGAAAAAUUAAUUUAAAAGAAACUAAUUGCAAUUUUGCUCAUUGCCACAAAAAUAAAGAAACCUGUAUAACAUGUAAUAUGAAAAAAAAUUGCAUCGGAAAAUUAAAAGAUCACAUUAAGACAAGUAAAGAUAGAAAACAAAGGUUGAUUGAACGAAUUAAACAGGAGCAAAAAGAAAUUAAUGAUGAAAGUAUGUUAAACUGUACAUUUAAACCAGAAAUCAUUUGGCCAAUAGGAAAGUUUAUAUUAAAGAGUAAUAAAAAUUGGUUGAGGGAUAAAAAGAAUAUACAAAGAACAAAGCUGCCUCUAAACAAAAAAAAUAACAUAAGUGGAUACCAGGUUAUUAAUGAACAGGAUAUAGAUGAUAAAAAUAUCCAGGUAUUUUUAAAUAGUAAUUGUAAUUCUGGCUCUUAUAACAAUUGGAGCGGAUACAUUCAUGACAGUAUGACUAACCAAAUUUUUGUUAUACACAAAGGAUAUUUAACCCAUGAUAAUAAUAUGGAUAAAAAUGAAAUUUUUUAUAGAAAAACGGACAAGGAGGAUCAGAAAGAAAUUCGAAAUAAAGUAUUAGAUUCAAUUAUAAGAAAAGUACAUAAUGAAUUUCAAAGUUUAGAAAGUACUGAAAAUGGGAAUGAGCAAAAAAACUCAUUGAAUUUUGGGACCAAGAAACUGAUUGAGGGGCUUAGAACCGAAAGAGAAACUGGAACCAAUGACCCAAGGUUAAAUACGCCCGAGUUUACAAUAGAAAUUAAUCAUCCAGAAUUUGUAGAAAAAAGCAUAAGUUUCAGCGCAAUUAAGCCUUACAAAGAGGCAGUAAAUCAUGAAAAUUUUCUCAUUAAAAGUGAAUAUCCUACAAGUCCUUGUUAUUACUAUCUCCCAAAGGGAUACGAAAGGAUAGGUAACUGCUUUAAUGAAAUUCACUUUAGAAGAAAACUUGAUUUUUUUAACAAUAAUGAGCGAGACAAUUUAAAUACCAAUAAAAGGGAUAAUUCUAAUUUAAAGGGUUCUUUAAACUUAUCUACAAACAAAACAAAUUUUGAAGGUAACUCUCCUUUAUGUUUAAAAGAAGAAUUAGUUGAGGAAAUGAAAAUGAAGAAAAUACAGAACAUUUCGAAUGAAACAAAUAAAACUAAUCCUUUAUUAAUUAAAAACUCGAAUGGAGUUGACAGUCAGAAUCAGAAUAACAACAUUGAUAUUCCAAAUACAAGAGGAAUGCAAACAGAAAGUAAUAAUUUAAAUGAGCAUUCUUUUCUCAAAAAUUCAUAUAUAAAUGACAAUGCUCAAGUAAUAACUAAGUCUAAUAACAUAGAUGAUGAAACUGAAAUUCUAAGAAAAAACAUAACUACUCAAUUAAAAAAGGAAUUCAGUGUUUCGGUUUCAAAAAAGAACAACUUAAAGAUUUUACCAAAGAAAGAUGACUCAGUAGCUAAAUUAAAAAAAGAAACUGUCGCUUCUAUUUCAGCAAAGAGUAAUCCUAAAGUUCCCUCAAAAAAAGAUAAUUUGCUACCUUUAUUAAAAGAGGAAGCUGGCACUCUGAUUCCAAAAAAGAACAACUUAAAAAUUUUAACUAAGAAAGAUAGCUUAGUAACUCUAUUAAAAAGUGAAACUGCUGCUUCAAUUUCGACAAAAAAUAUACUUAAAAUUCCACUAAAGAAAGAUAAGAUAGUAAAUUCAUUAAAAAAGGAAACCAGACCUUCAAUCCAGUUGAAACAAAGAAUAACUUAA
Messenger RNA from Cryptosporidium ubiquitum, 2565 nucleotides. RefSeq lists its product as uncharacterized. The transcript has 2 exons. Lineage: Eukaryota; Apicomplexa; Conoidasida; Eucoccidiorida; Cryptosporidiidae. The record is from RefSeq and is a predicted model, not a curated record. Bases 1 to 2565 code for a protein of 854 amino acids.